CAUGGAUGGCCGCAUCAUCCUUCAUCACAAUGCUUUCUGUCCUGCCAAAGCGCGUGUGAGGCAUCCACCCUCCAUUGUGCCUUCAAAGCUUGUCUCGAAGGACAAGCGCGAAGGCGUCCCAAGAUGGUAGCUGCGAGGCCCCAGAAGACCGGCAGCGGUUCCGGCACGCCAACGCCGGAUGAUCAGCGUCGUAUUUCUGCGCCUGGCACGUAUUCCAUUCGAGACAUCAUCGCAGGAUGCAAUAUUUACGUCGAGCGGCCGGACCCGGUCUCUGGAGACAUCGAGCAGCGCCAAGCGGAGGUGCUCUCAGUCCGGGAGAAGCCUAAGCCGAGGCUGUCGCGGCGCCUGGAGAUGGUCGUUGCUGAGAGCGGUGGCGUCGGGACGCUCAAGGACAAAGAUCAGGAGGAGGCAGAGGCGAGGGAGAAGCUGGAGUACUAUGUUCAUUACUGCGAGUUUAACAAGAGAUUGGAUGAAUGGGUGGCGGGCAGGCGAUUAAUCCUUUCUCGGGAGCUUGAGUGGCCCAAACCAACAGGGCUCGCGGCAUCCGACAAAGAGAAAAACAAAAAGAAAGUUGCCAACGCAUCCAGAAGCCCAGCAGGCAACAGCCCUGCAAUGACACCAGCCGGUAUUAACAACUUGCUCAAGAAGGCCGCAACACAAGCUGGUAGGGCGGCUGCUCAAGCCGGCUCGGUAGCAGCUACCAACGCUACAGCCGGCAGUGCCACGUCUACCACACCAUGUCCGCAGCCUACUGGCGAAGUCGAAGGUCUCAGCCUGCAGCGAGCAGGUGGAGCCACUGGGCAAGAUGGAGCCGUCGUCGGGAUGGAGAUGCUUGGAACAGAAGAUCAAGAAGAGGGGCAUGAUGACCUAUCUGCAGUUGCAUCGAAUGCGGGUGAUGCUUCCCUUGAGCCCAUCGACCAGACUAAGAAGAAUCCGGCAGAGAUGUUCUCGAAGGAGGAGGAGAUCGAGAAGCUGCGGACGAGCGGAUCGAUGACGCAGUCGGUGCAUGAGAUUGCACGCGUCAAGAAUCUCAACAAGAUCCAGAUGGGCAAGCACGAGAUGGAGACGUGGUACUUUAGCCCUUACCCGAUCGAGUACGCCCACCUCGAUACGCUAUACAUCUGCGAGAUGUGCCUAUCGUACUUUCCUUCAUCUUUAGUCCUCGCACGACAUCGCAAGAAGUGCACGCUUCUGCAUCCACCCGGCAACGAGAUCUACCGGCACGAGGACAUCAGCUUCUUUGAAAUUGAUGGCAAGCGUCAAAAGACGUGGUGUCGCAAUCUGUGUCUGAUCAGCAAGUGCUUCCUGGAUCACAAGACGCUCUACUACGAUGUGGAUCCAUUUCUCUACUACAUCAUGUGUCUGCGCAACGACACUGGCUGCCACAUCAUUGGCUACUUUUCCAAAGAGAAGGAAUCCGCGGAGAACUACAACGUCGCAUGUAUCCUCACGUUACCUCAGCACCAGCGCUGCGGCUACGGCAAGCUGCUGAUUGAGUUCAGCUAUGAGCUGACCAAGCGCGAGCAUAAGCUUGGCAGCCCAGAGAAGCCCUUGUCGGAUCUCGGUCUGCUUGGCUACAGAGCGUACUGGGCGGAAGUCAUCGUGGAGCUGCUGCUGAAGACCAACGAGGACAUCAGCAUCGAUGAUAUUGCCCAGAAGACCGCCAUCGUGCAUUCAGACGUUCUACAUACGUGCUCGGCGCUCAAUAUGCUCAAACAAUAUCAAGGCAAGCACUACCUCGUCUUGUCGGAUGCAGUGAUUGCUCAACACGAAAAGCAGUCAAAAAAGAAACGCCGGCGCAUCGUACCUGAAAAGCUGAAUUGGAAACCACCCGUCUUUACCCGUGAUCAGCUUCGCUUUGGCUGGUAAUAGGUGGUUCUCUUCGCUUCGAUCUUCUGUACUCUCUAUAUGUCUUUCUGUUGUAUUCUUAGGACGCAAGACUAGUAACGGUCCACAAAAUAUUCACAUUCAUC
Messenger RNA from Tilletiaria anomala UBC 951, 1973 nucleotides. RefSeq names its product putative ESA1-histone acetyltransferase. NCBI's taxonomy places the organism in Eukaryota, Fungi, Basidiomycota, Exobasidiomycetes, Georgefischeriales, Tilletiariaceae. Gene Ontology annotation, molecular function: histone acetyltransferase activity. The transcript is spliced from 2 exons. Bases 124 to 1869 code for a protein of 581 amino acids. The record is from RefSeq and is a predicted model, not a curated record. Gene Ontology annotation, biological process: regulation of DNA-templated transcription.